This is a messenger RNA of Dibothriocephalus latus, 297 nucleotides long. NCBI's taxonomy places the organism in Eukaryota, Metazoa, Platyhelminthes, Cestoda, Diphyllobothriidea, Diphyllobothriidae. The record is from the annotation of a GenBank genome assembly.
AUGGUUUUCGAGUCCCUGGUUGCCGAUGUUAUCAAUCGGUUUCUCGGGAGCUACCUCGAGAAACUGAAUGCCUCCCAGCUAAGAUUGGGUCUUCUGUCAGGCAACGUGGUUUUGGAGAACGUUGCUGUUCGGACCACUGCUUUUGAUGACUUAUCUUUACCAGUGCGUGUACUCCAUGGACAUAUUGGUCGCCUCACUCUUCAAAUUCCUUUUAAAAAUCUCUAUACCGAACCCGUAAUUGCCGAAUUGGAUGGUUUGCAUAUUCUAGCCGUCCCAAAUUCCGGUACGUUUAUCUAA